AUGCAGCUUCCCUUGCGGCAACCACGAAACAAGGGCCAUGCUGGUAUUCUGCAUCCCUAUUCUAAAGGAUUGGUCGCGUUUGAGUAUACCGACGGCCUCGUUCGGAAACCAAACAUGCUCCUGUUUAUCGGCGGCCUGGGAGACGGACUCGGCACCGUCGAAUAUCUGACCGACAUUAUUACGGCGCUGGAAUAUACAUCCUGGUCCGUCUUCUCGCCUAUUCUGACUUCUUCUUAUAGCGGCUGGGGAGUGGGCCAUUUGGGCAAAGACAUCGAUGAGAUUGCGCGCUGCGUGCAGUAUGUUCGGGAGUACAAGCAGGGGGUAUUCGGCGCAGGGAAGAUUGUGAUCAUGGGUCAUUCGACGGGCAGUCAAGACGUCAUGCAUUAUUUGAGUUGUGCGAAUCCGCGACCGCGACAUCCUGUGCUGGACAAGGAUGCGGCAGUAGAACCACUCAAGCGGCCUCCUGUUGACGGAGCUAUCAUGCAAGCGCCUGUCUCGGACCGAGAAGGGAUUAAUUGGGUCAUCCGAGACGGAACGGACCGGGACACUCCGGAAAGAAUGCGCGAGAUAUACCAGAGAACUAUUGCGCAUGCCAGAUCUACCCCUUACGAAGAUGACAACACCCUCGAUACCAUCCUCCCUCUGUCGGUAACGACCCGGAUCGGCUAUCCAAGCUCAACGCCGGUCAGCAGUCGACGGUUCCUGAGCCUCGCUAGUCCAGACAGUCCGGAGAAGCCAGAAGAAGACGAUAUGUUCAGCUCCGACCUCAGCGAUGACCAGAUGCAGAAGACCUUUGGCCGGCUGCGGUCGCGGGGACUGCUGAGUUCAAAACUGCUGGUCUUGUACUCCGUACUCGGGAAGAGAUCAGUCAGUGCCACCGUGGGUUGA
This is a messenger RNA of Aspergillus viridinutans, 888 nucleotides long. Its product is annotated as putative esterase. The record is from RefSeq and is a predicted model, not a curated record. NCBI's taxonomy places the organism in Eukaryota, Fungi, Ascomycota, Eurotiomycetes, Eurotiales, Aspergillaceae. The transcript is spliced from 2 exons. Bases 1 to 888 code for a protein of 295 amino acids.